GGGACUUACCCUGACACUCAUUUCCUGGUCUGUUCAGGUUCUCCGUUAAUCCAGUGCCGAUGUUUCUGAAAUUAUACAUCAAAAAUCAUCUAUGAACGAUUACCCUUUGCUAACGUGAAGCACACAUCCACGCGCAGGCUACCCGUCGAGGCAAAGUUUGUGUUUUGACCCGUUUCCCUAGUGUACCCUGUAUCGAUCGUCAGCAUGGGGGAGGUGGAGCUGUCCUGUCAAGCCUAUGUAAAGAUGUACCUUCACGCUGCGCUGUUUCCUCGCUGCAGCGUAAACGGCCUGCUGCUCUCCUCUAGCUCCACAGGGGGCGCUGUCUGUAUCACAGAUUGUGUGCCGCUCCUGCACUCACACCUGUCUCUGGCCCCCAUUACCCAGCUCGCCCUCACACAGGUCGACGUUUGGUGUUCACAGACGCAGCAAAGGAUUGUGGGAUAUUAUCAAGCCAAUGCUUGCGUUUCCGACAGCAGCCCAACUCCAUGUGCUCUGAAGAUCGCAGAUAAAAUAGCUGAACAGUUUGACGGCGCAGUUUUGUUAAUGCUCGAUGGCAGUAAAAUGUCUGCAGAUUACAGGGUUCCUCCCAUCGUCAUGUAUGAACGCAAGGAUUCAAGAUGGACGCUCAAAGAUAAGCACACGAUAAUGAUGCGCCAAUGGGAGGAGACCAGGGCUGUUGCAUCUCAGCUAUUGGACACCGGUGAUCACAUGACCCUCGUGGAUUUCGACUCGCACCUCGAUGACAUCACCAGGGACUGGACCAAUCAGAAACUGAACCACAAAAUCAGUGAGCUCUCGUGUCCCGCCAAUGGCACCAUCUGAAGAACCGAGGUUUAGAAGGAAUUUCACACACCCACAAAGCAUCUUCUAUCACAUCUGUCCAUGAGUUUCAGAAUCAUAAAACCACAGACUGUAUAUAUAAAUGGACACAUAGCUAACACAGUAGGAAGUGGUCACGGGUGCUGUUCCGGCUCCAGUUCACUUUACAUUGAAAAAUCAUCACCCCUCUUUGUAACUGCUUCUGUUAUUGUCACUUAAAAUAUUUGUAUUAAGGCUCUACAUGAUCCUGGUGUUGUCAUUUCGCUGUUUUGUUCCUAAAUCAAGAUAUGAACAUUAAUAACAGAACAAUGAGCUGCCCUCUUUCACUAAAGUUUCUUCUGCUACCAUUAGCACUCUGGCUCAUUAGUUGCUAUGAUACUCGCGGUCACAGUUCCAAAUAUGGAACUCUGCUCUGUCCAAACGAAGCUCAUCGAGACUAGCAGUUAUGGGGGUGAAUUUGGAGCCAACGCUGUGGGUGGACGUCACACUCACUUAGUCCACGUCUUUGACAACAGUCCUAAUAUUUUGCCCAUAGACUGCAUAUAGUGAUGAACAAAAUAUACAUUUAAUUAGUAGUGGUAGUUUUAAAAUAAUGAGUACAAUUUUGUAAUAUGUGUGCCAUUAAAAUAGUGAUGAAAUAAUUAAGAAGCUGUCACUAAAAAAAUCAUGACAUUGGGUCCUCAAUGUAACCUUAGUCUUUAAAAGCAAACCCACUGUAACAAAUGACUUCAUAAUGAAGACAAUAAUGUUUCAAGAUUUCUAUUUACCUUGACCUUUGAACGCAGAUGCUAAGAGCAUUAAUAAAGCCUUUUCUGUAGUGACCCACAUUUGUUAGGGUUGUAAAAGGUAUCAAAAAUCUGAUACUAAUCGAUAAUAAAACUAGUAUCAAAACUAGAUGCUCAUUUCAGCCUGUAUUGAUACUAAAGAAAUGAACCUUUCCUGAAUAAGUUUAUAAUGAUGACACAGACUAGUACACACCCGUGGAUCACUAUGAACCUACUGCACACUGAGGGAGUACACACAUGGGAAGAGAAAAGAGUCCUACCAUUUAAUGUGGAAAAUCACAUUCUGUUGUCUAAAUAAAGAGUGUUAUUAUCAUCAUGGUAUCAAAAUUGGUAUUGCGUGUUGAGUCUAUUCCCAAGCAUCGAACUUGAGUUUCAAAUUUUAGCAUUGUAACAACACUACUGGUUGUUCAAAUAUAGUUUCUUUCCCUCGCUCUACAUCUCCACCAGAGAGCAUUGUUCUGUCCACAAAUGCUAAGACCUUUUAUUAUUUAAUAAAAUAUUUAAAUGAUUAACAAC
Molecule: messenger RNA, 2120 nt
Organism: Periophthalmus magnuspinnatus
Lineage: Eukaryota; Metazoa; Chordata; Actinopteri; Gobiiformes; Gobiidae
Gene: emc9
Product: ER membrane protein complex subunit 9
Exons: 6
Coding region: 205-822 (205 amino acids)
Cellular component (GO): EMC complex
Source: RefSeq, a predicted model, not a curated record